AUGUCGAGUUCCAUUUGCAGAGCUCUCUUCAUCCUCUCAUUGCUCUACUUCUCCUCAGUCUCUGCUUUCGCAGAAAAUGAAGGUCUUUUCAUGAAGAUGUACAAAAACUUUUGCCCUCCUCAAGCUGAAGACAUGAUCAAAGAGCAAGUCCAGCUUCUCUGCAAUCGCCACAAAAGCACUGCUUUCUCGUGGCUCUUCGAUGAUUGCUUUGUCGAGUCACGUGAUGCAUCAUCGCGUUUGCUUGACUCACCGAGGAGGGUGAUGUUCGAGAACAUCAAAAACGUUCAAGAGAGAGAUUGUCCCGGUGUCGUCUCCUGCUCUGAUAUUCUCAUGCUUUCUGCCAUCGUCGCUGUAAGGAUUUCUUAUUUGUCUCAUGCAAAAAAUCCUAUAUCUAAAAUGUGUAUCUGUAUCAUGUUUUGUUUUUUAUCUUUCCUACCACAGAACGAGAGCCUGAAAGUCGUCCUUGACCGCUUGGCCAGCAUCGGGAUCAACACGGCCGGUGGCGUCGCCCUACUCGCCUCCCACAGCGCGGGGCGCACCUACUGCAUGAAGCUAGCGCACCGCCUCUACCCGGACCGGGUGGAGCAAAGGUGCCCCCACCGGAUCCCCGAAGCCGUACAAUACGUGAGGAACGACCGCGGCGCGCCCAUGAAGCUUGACAACAACUACUACAGGAACAUUCUCGACAACAAGGGCUUGAUCAUCGUCGACCGCCUCCUCGCGACCGACGAGAGGACCAAGCCCUAUGUCGAGAAGAUGGCGAUGAGCCAAGACUACUUUUUCAUGGAAUUUGCUCGAGCCAUCGCCCUUCUCGCCGAGAACAACCCUCUCACCGGCAUCCAACACGAGAUCCAAGAGUGGUGCGAUCUUCGUUGAGUGAUGAUCACCUCUUCUUGUUUGGGAUGUUUUUGGAAAAUAAGGAUGGUGGCAAUGUAAUUAUGUUUGAUUUUGUGUGGGUGUGUUUUUUUAAAUGACGUUCUCUCUAUACAUCGAUAUGGAACAUUUGUUUGUUUCAUUUGCUACCUGUGUAUGUAAGGAAAAGGAGGUGUUGGUAUUUGUUUGUUUCAUUUGUUACAUGUGUA
Salvia hispanica is the source of this 1082-nucleotide messenger RNA. The record is from RefSeq and is a predicted model, not a curated record. NCBI's taxonomy places the organism in Eukaryota, Viridiplantae, Streptophyta, Magnoliopsida, Lamiales, Lamiaceae.